Messenger RNA from Didymosphaeria variabile, 243 nucleotides. RefSeq lists its product as uncharacterized. Lineage: Eukaryota; Fungi; Ascomycota; Dothideomycetes; Pleosporales; Didymosphaeriaceae. The transcript is spliced from 2 exons. Bases 1 to 243 code for a protein of 80 amino acids. The record is from RefSeq and is a predicted model, not a curated record.
AUGCGGCUUAAGAUACCAUCUCAAGUCAAGUUCGUUGAGCAAUGGGUAUCGCCGGGCUGGGACUGCAUUCCAGGCGGAUCCCGGGACGCCAACACCGAGAAAGCGAUAUGGACAAACGAAUUGAUCCAGUUCGCAGUGGACCUCAGUCUGCCCGUGCAGGAGAACUUCUGGCCUCCACCUGGUGUUAAAACCUCCCUCGGGAGUAUUGUCGCUACUUUGGCAUUUUCCGCAAGACAGGAAUAA